AUGGGUCAAUCUCAUUCCAAAGGCAAUUCUGGCGCUGGGGAUUCGCUGCAGUCGUAUCCUUCGUUUUCCAAAUCAGAUACCAAGGAAUCCCUUCGAUCUUUCCGAGGGUCUAUCCGGUCGAAGAUCCGCAAUACCGACAGUCCUCGUGCUUCAACAUCGGCGCUGGCCCAGGCCGAUGACAAGUCCGAUGCAGCCUCACUCAAGUCCGUCGGGAGCCGGCGCAGCUCCACCAACUUGAGUCGACCUGCGUCAGCGGAUUCUGCGGCACCAGCUGAUGCUCCCGAUCCACCUCCUUCUCCCACCAUGUCGAGCAGCCUAAAGCGAGGCCACCAGGAUGUAAACGCCAUGAAACAGAGUGGCGAGGUCGACCACGUAUCCGAUGCUCCUCCAGCCGCCGCUCCGCCCGCAGGUACACAGCAAAAAGUCGGCGAAUCGAUCCUUAUCAAGCGAGAAGAUCAGUCAAAUCCGAUCCUAGAUUUCAUUAUGAAGACACCGCUCCACUCCGAGUCGUCCGGUUCUCCGGGGAUGGGCAUGGGAGCGCUAAAAUCUAUUGACCUUGACGACAUGAUCACUCGUCUUCUCGAUGCGGGUUACUCCGCCAAAGUCACAAAGACCGUUUGCUUGAAGAAUGCGGAGAUCGUGGCUAUUUGCACUGCUGCACGCGAGCUGUUCUUGAGCCAACCUGCUCUCUUGGAACUGUCAGCCCCUGUUAAAAUUGUUGGCGAUGUUCACGGUCAAUAUACAGACCUCAUUCGGAUGUUCGAGAUGUGCGGUUUCCCUCCAACCUCCAACUAUCUGUUCUUGGGUGACUAUGUGGAUCGCGGUAAACAAAGUCUGGAGACAAUCCUUCUUCUGCUCUGUUAUAAGCUGAAGUUUCCGGAGAACUUCUUCCUCUUGCGUGGUAACCACGAGUGUGCAAAUGUGACUCGUGUAUACGGAUUCUAUGAUGAAUGCAAACGGCGCUGCAACAUCAAGAUUUGGAAGACGUUCGUUGAUACCUUCAACUGCCUUCCAAUCGCGGCUACAGUAGCUGGGAAGAUCUUUUGUGUUCAUGGUGGCCUCUCCCCGAGUCUUUCUCACAUGGAUGAUAUUCGCAACAUCGCCCGCCCGACCGAUGUGCCGGACUAUGGCUUGCUGAACGAUCUGCUUUGGAGUGAUCCUGCCGAUAUGGAGGAAGAUUGGGAGCCCAAUGAGCGUGGAGUGAGCUACUGUUUCAACAAAAACGUGAUCAUGAACUUCCUGCAGCGUCACGACUUUGACUUAGUCUGUCGUGCCCACAUGGUUGUUGAAGACGGUUAUGAGUUCUAUCAGGACCGAAUUCUCGUCACCGUGUUCUCUGCUCCUAAUUAUUGUGGCGAAUUUGAUAACUGGGGUGCGGUCAUGUCAGUCUCUGGCGAGUUGCUUUGCAGCUUCGAGUUACUGAAACCGCUGGAUUCUGCCGCCCUCAAGAACCAUAUUAAGAAGGGUCGGAAAGAGCGGAACAGCAUUCUCAAUAGUCCUCCCGCCGUCGUAUCGGCCCAAAGUUAUUAG
This is a messenger RNA of Aspergillus calidoustus, 1530 nucleotides long. NCBI's taxonomy places the organism in Eukaryota, Fungi, Ascomycota, Eurotiomycetes, Eurotiales, Aspergillaceae. The record is from the annotation of a GenBank genome assembly.